CUGUAAAAAAAAUUAGUUCUCUUAUGUUCUGUGAAAAUAAAAAUAAAUGUUGGCACAACAUGAAAUAUAAAAAUAGUUACCCCAAAAUAAAAAAAUAGGCUGUGCCAUCAGCUGCAGAAUUUUUACCAUUCAACAUACAAUUUUAAAUUCAGUGAAUGAACAUUACUGUUCUCAGUCAACAUGUCAAGUCCAAAGCAAAAAAAUAAGUUGAGUGAACGACAGUGAAACUACUGCACAUGCGCACAACAGGGAAGUAUUUCUGGCGCGUUCUAGACAAAAAUGAAAACGAAGACCCAGACCCAGACCCACGGCUUGUUUGGAGUACUUCAGAGUGCAUUGAGAGACGUUCAGGUGGAAAUGCAGUGCCGUUACUGCAAGUUCUCCGCACAGCAUCAAGACAAUUUGGACAGUCACACCAGAGGCUUGCUGAAAAUGUGCAGAGCCAAAGCAAAUCAGGGAAAAGGUCGAGAAAUGGAAGCACUUUUGGAGAAUCUGGAUUGUCAGACCACCAACUUGACAGCACAUAGAAGAUGUACUGUCCUCCGAGGUCUUCCAUUAUACAUGAGGGAGGAGCCUUCCAUUUCGAAAACCUUACUGGAUACAGAGGCAUUGGAGGACCACACGAAGAAUGUGAAGAUUGGAAUUUUUGAAGUGGUGAAGGGGAGUGCUGAGCCAUCGCGAUCAAAUACAAGUGUGGUCAAUGUUGCAGUCGUCCUUGAAGAGGAGGUAGUAAUGGCUAACUUGCCUGACUACACUAAUGCCUUCAUUCUUCUCUUUGGUCUUUUGUAUGCACUGAACAUAGAAUAUACAAAAGACUUAAAAUACACUUUUGAAGUGGUCCAAAAAGUGUUCCUCCACCUUGGAAAUGAGUGCACAGCCAGAGUGCAGUCUCUCAAGAACAAGUUAUCGCACAUUUAAUCAAUACAUGCAUACGUGUUUUUUUGUUUGUUUGUUUUGUUUUUUAAUGGUGGUGAUGCGACACACAGCCGCAGUGCUUUUAUUUUAUGUUGUUCAUGUGCACCUCUGCUUGUUUUGCUACUCAUUUAAAGGGACACUAUGUAGGGUUUUCUUGAUUAUUCAUACUUUUUAAAGAAGUAAAUUUACAACUUCAAAAUGACUGUUCCACUCCA
Astyanax mexicanus (Mexican tetra) is the source of this 1130-nucleotide messenger RNA. RefSeq lists its product as uncharacterized. The record is from RefSeq and is a predicted model, not a curated record. The transcript has 4 exons. Lineage: Eukaryota; Metazoa; Chordata; Actinopteri; Characiformes; Acestrorhamphidae. The coding region runs from base 280 to 918 and encodes 212 amino acids.